This is a messenger RNA of Zophobas morio, 402 nucleotides long. RefSeq lists its product as uncharacterized. Gene Ontology annotation, molecular function: calcium ion binding. NCBI's taxonomy places the organism in Eukaryota, Metazoa, Arthropoda, Insecta, Coleoptera, Tenebrionidae. The record is from RefSeq and is a predicted model, not a curated record. Bases 1 to 387 code for a protein of 128 amino acids. The transcript is spliced from 6 exons.
AUGCAAAGUAGCGAACUUUUUAAACAAAAAGAGUUAUCCAUUGACUCGAAUAAGCCCACAAAAGAAUUAGAAUGGAUCAUUCGUACUUUGUUUGAUCUAAUUGAUAUUGAUUCUUCUGGAGUUAUUACUUUAGAGAAAGCCCUCACAGCUUAUCAUAAUUGGGAUCUUCCAGCGGAUUACGCGCAGGAGUUACUGCGGGAAUGUGCCAAUGAGAAUCACGUUAUCGAGUUUUCUAAUUUUUUGAAGUUUUUUUUUGAGAAAGAAAAAAAGAUUAAAGAACUUUUCCACAGAAUUGAUACAGAAAAUGAUGGCCGUCUUAAAACUUUUGAACUGAAAAUUGCACUGGAAAGGGAAGGCGUUUGUGUGACUAUUGAGGUUCAACGCUGAUUUUUUUCCUUUUUG